GUUCGCAGAAGAACAUUUGCGAGGAUAGAACUGUUGUUAAUGAAUUGUUCCUUGUAUUCUUGUAUUUACGUCGGAAGCCUGUUAUUGUCAGUUUCGAACACAAACGUCCGAAAUUAUGACAAAUUGAGGAAAUCGUCUUUCGAUUUAACAUCACGAAAUUCCCGCGGGUAAGGUGAAGUGCGUGAAGAGAAUUUCAAGCCAGAUGUCAGCUCAGAUGCAACUUUCCCUUCUAGAUGAAGGAGGUUUGGAUCUUCACACUGGACUGACUUCUGCAUAUUCCUCAAAAUCUUCAGAUGGUCAGUGGAUGGCGAAAAACCAAGAAUUUGAGAAGGAACAAGAAGCCAUUGUCACAACACAAUGUGAGGACAAUGAUGUUAAUGCAAAGGUGUUGCAAAAUAAGAAUCGUAAUGGAAACAAAAGAGUUUAUGAAUGCCAUGUGUGCCUUAAACGAUUUGGUGCUCCAUCCAAACUAAAAAGGCAUUGUCUUAUUCACACGAAUCAGAGGCCAUUUCAGUGUUCCAUAUGCUUUCGUGCCUUCAGAGAAUGCUCUCAUCUAAAAGUACACUUCAGAUCUCACACCAACCCUUCAUCACCUGUCACAACUGCCAGAAAAAGGAUAUUUCCAGUAUCCAAGUCUUCUGAUCGCAUGUGUACGCUUCAACUCAAAAAGAAAAGUGGAUAUCAGUGUGAAAUAUGCUUGAAAAAAUUCAGUUUCCCCUCGAAACUAACUCGACACCUGUUUGUUCAUUUUGACGUCAAGGCUUACACUUGCACAAUCUGCAGAAAGUCAUUCAAGCAAGCCUAUUAUCUCCAUAAACAUCUCAAGGUACACACAGAAAAAAGAAAUGGCAAUUCUAGGUUGUGUAGCAUCCCGCAGAAGCAAGGGGCCAAAUCUCCAACACCUGGAGCUUUUGAAUGUACAAAUAACUGCAGACUAGAUGGGGGUAAUGUGUGUUUACCUCAGAUAUUAGACUCUUUAGAGACCAAAAAGCAUGAAAAACCUGAAUGCCGAAGCAAGCUUAACCAAAACGUCCAAUUGAUAAAGUCAAAUUCAAGUACCAUAGAGAUUAAAAGCUCUGACACUUUGAAAAAUGCUGAAGUGCAGCUCACAACCUCCAGCCCAGUUUACCUUAAGCACACGCAUAAAGGUGUGAAUCAGUGCAGCAUCUGUCUGAAGAACUUUCCAUAUCCUUCUAAGCUUGCCAGACAUAUUUUGAGUCACACAGAUGUCAGACCAUUUAAGUGCCACGUGUGCUUGAAAUCAUUUCGAUAUCGGUGGCAUCUGCAGUGCCAUGUGAGGAUCCACAACAAAAAGGGUCAGAAUAUAAUUGCUGGUCAUUUGGAACAGGAUUGUACAGUUUCAUUUAGUAAUGCUGCAAAAUCUGAAGAACAAGAUGUGCAAAUACCCUCACAAGAUGGAGCUGAAAACUCUGCUAAAGUUCACAAAGAUCAAAAUAUGGUUAUGGAUUCUCAAAAAACGAGUGGUGACUGCAGUGAUUCAGGUGUAUAUUUGCAAGAUUCCCUUCUAAAUAAAGAAGGUUUGGAUCUUCACACUGGACAGAGUUACGCAUAUCCUUCCAAACACUCAGAGGGUCAGUGGAUGGAGGAAAACCAAGGAUCUGAGCAUGGACAAGAAGCCAGUGUCACAACACAAAGUAAGGACAAAGAUGUAAAUGCAAAAGUGUCGCAAGGUAAGAAUUUUAAUGGAAGCAAAAGAGUUUAUGAUUGCCCUGUGUGCCAUAAACGGUUUGGUGCUCCAUCCAAACUAAAAAGGCAUUGUCUUAUUCACACGAAUCAGAGGCCCUUUCAGUGUUCCAUAUGCUGCCGUGCCUUCAGAGAACGCUCUCAUCUAAAAGUACACUUCAGAUCUCACAAUAUCCAUGAGAAGCGGAGAGCACCAUCACUCCAGAGCUAUAGAGACAAUAGUGUGCCCUGUAAUCGAGCAUCUAAGUCAAAUUUAAAACCCUCUCCAAAACAACCAACUGCCCAAGACUAUACCAAAUCAACAGAUAAAGAAAAGUCAACAGUGCACCAAGACCAAAAUAUGGUUACAGAGAAUAUGGCAUCUCAAAAAAUAAGUGGUGACUGCAAUGAUUCAGGCGUAUAUUUGCAAGAUUCCCUUCUAAAUGAAGGAGGUUGGGAUCGUCACACUGGACAGAUUUCUGCAUAUUCUUCCAAACCUUCAGAAGGCCAGUGGAUGGAGGAAAACCAAGAAACUGAGGAGGAAAAAGAAGCCAGCGUCACAACACAAAAUGAGGACAAGGAUGUAAAUAUGAAGGUGUUGCAAAGAAAGAAUUCUAAUGUAAACAAAAGAGUUUAUGAUUGCCCUGUGUGCCAUAAACGGGUUGGUGCGUCAUCCGAACUAAAAAGGCAUUGUCUUAUUCACAUGAAUCAAAGGCCAUUUCAGUGUUCCAUAUGCUGCCGUGUCUUCAGAGAACGCUCUCAUCUAAAAGUGCACAUCAGAACUCACAUCAACCCUGUGAAGAGGACACGAUCACUCCACAGCUAUAAGGACAACAGUGUGCCCUGUAAUCGAACACCCAAGUCAAGGUUAAAACCCUCUCCAAAAUAUCUAACUGUCCAAAACAAUGCUAGUUCAACAGAAAAACAACAGUCAACAGUUCACCAAGAUGAAAAUAUGGUUACAGAGAAUGUGGCGUCUCAAAUUAUUAGUGGUGACUGCAGUGAAUCAGAUGUAUAUUUGCAAGAUUCCCUUCUAAAUAAAGGAGGUUGGGAUCGUCACACUGGACAGAGUUCUGCAUAUUCUUCCAAACACUCAGAGGGUCAGUGGAUGGAGGAAAACCAAAAAACUGAGGAGGAACAAGAAGCCAGCGUCACAACACAAAAUGAGGACAAGGAUGUAAAUGCGAAGGUGUUGCAAAGAAAGAAUUCUAAUGUAAACAAAAGAGUUUAUGAUUGCCCUGUGUGCCAUAAACGGUUUGGUGCUCCAUCCAAACUAAAAAGGCAUUGUCUUAUUCACAUGAAUCAAAGGCCAUUUCAGUGUUCCAUAUGCUGUCGUGCCUUCAGAGAACGCUCUUAUCUAAAAGUACACUUCAGAUCUCACAAUAUCCAUGAGAAGCGGAGAACACCAUCACUCCAGAGCUAUAGAGACAAUAGUGUGCCUUGUAAUCAAGCAUCAAAGUCAAGGUUAAAACCCUCUCCAAAACAACCAACUGCCCAAGACUAUACCAAAUCAACAGAUAAAGAAAAGUCAACGGUGCACCAAGAUGAAAAUAUGGUUACAGAGAAUAUGGCAUCUCAGAAAAUAAGUGGUGACUGCAAUGAUUCAGGCGUAUAUUUGCAAGAUUCCCUUCUAAAUGAAGGAGGUUGGGAUCGUCACACUGGACAGAUUUCUGCAUAUUCUUCCAAACCUUCAGAAGGCCAGUGGAUGGAGGAAAACCAAGAAACUGAGGAGGAAAAAGAAGCCAGCGUCAAAACACAAAAUGAGGACAAGGAUGUAAAUACGAAGGUGUUGCAAAGAAAGAAUUCUAAUGUAAACAAAAGAGUUUAUGAUUGCCCUGUGUGUCAUAAACGGUUUGGUGCUCCAUCCGAACUAAAAAGGCAUUGUCUUAUUCACACAAAUCAAAGGCCAUUUCAGUGUUCUAUAUGCUGCCGUGCCUUCAGAGAACGCUCUCAUCUAAAAGUGCACAUCAGAACUCACAUCAACCCUGUGAAGAGGACACGAUCACUCCACAGCUAUAAGGACAACAGUGUGCCCUGUAAUCGAACACCCAAGUCAAGGUUAAAACCCUCUCCAAAAUAUCUAACUGUCCAAAACAAUGCUAGUUCAACAGAAAAACAACAAUCAACAGUUCACCAAGAUGAAAAUAUGGUUACAGAGAAUGUGGCGUCUCAAAUUAUUAGUGGUGACUGCGGUGAAUCAGAUGUAUAUUUGCAAGAUUCCCUUCUAAAUAAAGGAGGUUGGGAUCAUCACACUGGACAGAGUUCUGCAUAUUCUUCCAAACACUCAAAGGGUCAGUGGAUGGAGGAAAACCAAGAAACUGAGGAGGAACAAGAAGCCAGCGUCACAACACAAAAUGAGGACAAGGAUGUAAAUGUGAAGGUGUUGCAAAGAAAUAAUUCUAAUGUAAACAAAAGAGUUUAUGAUUGCCCUGUGUGCCAUAAACGGGUUGGUGCUCCAUCCGAACUAAAAAGGCAUUGUCUUAUUCACACGAAUCAGAGGCCCUUUCAGUGUUCCAUAUGCUGCCGUGCCUUCAGAGAAUGCUCUCAUCUAAAAGUACACAUGGAAAUGCAUAAUGUCCCUGUGAAGUGGAGAACACCAUCACUCCAGAGCUACAGAGACAACAGAGUGUCCUGUAAUCAAGCAUCUAAGUCCAAGUUAAAACCCUCUCCAAAAUAUCUAACUGCCGACAAUGAUACCACUUCAACAAAUAAACAAAAGUCAACCGUGCAACAAGAUCAAAAUGUGCUUACAGAGGAUGCGAGUGGUGGCUGCAGUGAUUCAAGUGUAUAUUUGUCAAAAGGUACUAGCCCUUUAGAGAAUGUUGAGAACAAGGUUGUUUUCUGGUGCAACAACAAAUCAGCUUGGGGUCUGACACAUAAAACUGACAUCUUGCUUGAUGGGAAAAAGGCAUCUGACAUUGUGCCUUUUGGCAGGGUGAGUGACUGGCCACCCAAAACUGACUCAUCUCGCCAUCAUUGUGCUCCCGAAUCAAGAACUGAGGAAAAAUGGGCACAUCACAUGGAUGAUAUUGAAGAUUGUGUCUUUGUGGACUCUGACACUGUUGUGACACAGUGUGUCCCUGAUUCUUAUGAGCCCAGUUCUUGUCAGUAUCAACAGAAACCUGAUGAUCCCAGACUCCCAGAAGUUGUUGUGGAGCUUGAGGACAUUGAGGAUCCAGGUGAAUGCUUUAUCAAACCUUCACAUGACCUCCCCUUUUGUCCUGACUGUAGUCAGAGUUUCCGCACGAUUAGGAACUUAUAUGCACAUAAUUGUACAAACAGAUAUCCUGAAGGGGAAAUGAAGAAAUCCCACCAGUGUGACAUUUGCUUCAAAUUCUUCAAUGCACCAUCCAAAUUGAAGAGACACUAUGUUACUCACACCGGUCAGAGGCCGUUCCAGUGCACACAGUGUCAGAAGUCCUUCACACAGUCCCAUCAUCUAAAAACACACAUGCUGUCCCACAGGUAGAAGGGUUACUCAAGGGUUGUCCAAAGAUAUGACCAAACCAAAAGGGUUUUCAAUUGUAUUUCAGUUGUGUGCUAUGAA
Messenger RNA from Sinocyclocheilus anshuiensis, 5230 nucleotides. Its product is annotated as zinc finger protein Xfin-like. Gene Ontology annotation, biological process: regulation of transcription by RNA polymerase II. Gene Ontology annotation, cellular component: nucleus. Bases 203 to 5152 code for a protein of 1649 amino acids. NCBI's taxonomy places the organism in Eukaryota, Metazoa, Chordata, Actinopteri, Cypriniformes, Cyprinidae. The transcript has 2 exons. The record is from RefSeq and is a predicted model, not a curated record. Gene Ontology annotation, molecular function: DNA-binding transcription factor activity, RNA polymerase II-specific.